UGGACUCAGUGGGACGCGCUGGGCGGGCGCAGCCAACGCCAGGUCUGGAGCUGAAUGUCUCAGACCUUCCUAUGGGGCCUGUGGAUCUCGGGCACGUUUUUUAAAAUUUUUAUAAAUUAAUUUAAAAAAAUUUAUUUUUAUUAAUUUUUAAGUUUAUUUUAUUGGAGUUCAAUUUGCCAACAUAUAGCAUAACACCCAGUGCUCAUCCCGCCAAGUGUCCCCCCCAGUGCUCGUCACCCAGUCCCCCCCCACCUCCCCUUCCACCACCCCCCUGUUCAUUUCCUAGAGUUAGGCGUCUCUCAUGUUUUGUCACCCUCACUGAUAUUUUCACUCAUUUUUAAAUUCUUCCCUCGCAGGUGUUUGGGUGGCUCAGUGGGUGAAGCGUCUGCUGUCAGCUGGGGUCAUGAUCCCACGGUCCUGGGAUUCAGUCCCAUAUUGGGGCUCCCUUCUCAAUGCGGAGUCUGCUUCUCUCUCCACCCCUCCCCCUUGUUUUCUCUCUCGAAUAAAUACAUUUUUUAUUUUAAAAAAUUUUUUUAUUCAUGAGAGACACACAGAGAGGCAGAGACACAGGGAGAGGGAGAAGCAGGCUCCCUGCAGGGAACCUGAUGCGAGACUCCAUCCCUGGACUCUGGGAUCCUGACCUGAGUCAAAGGCAGACGCUCAACCACUGAGCCCUCCAGAUGAAGGAACUGGAGCAGGGCCUGUUGAUGCAGCCAUGGGCCUGGCUACAACUUGCCGAGAACUCCCUCAUGGUCAAGGCUUAUAUCACCAAGCAGGGGUACGCCUUACUGGUUUCAGAUCUUCAACAGGUGUGGCAUGAAGAGGUGGAUGCUAGUGUGGUCAGCCAGCGAGCCAAGGAGCUGAACAAGCGCCUGACAGCUCCACCUGCAGCUUUUCUCUGUCAUUUGGAUGAUCUGCUUCGCCCACUGUUGAAGGACAGUACUUUCCCCAGCGAAGCUAUGUUCACCUGUGAUCAUGUGGCCGAGGCACUGAUACUACGGGUGCGGAGUGAACUCUCUGGUCUCCCCUUUUAUUGGAAUUUCCACUGCAUUCCCGCUAGCCCUUCCCUGGUCUCCCAGCAUUUGGUUCGUCCUCUCAUGGGCAUGAGUCUGGCCUUGCAGUGCCAAGUGAGGGAACUAGCAACCUUGCUUCGCAUGAAAGAUCUAGAGAUCCAGGACUACCAGGAGAGUGGGGCUGUGCUGAGUCGAGAUCGGUUGAAGACAGAGCCAUUUGAAGAAAAUUCCUUCUUGGAACAAUUUAUGGUAGAGAAACGACCAGAGGCAUGCAGUGUAGGCAACGGAAGACUCUUUGUCACAAAUUUACAGAGUCUGUAUAUGGCAGUCACCAGACAAGAGAUCCAAGUGAGACAGGAGCAUCUGGGCACCGAGGACCUUCAGCCAUCAAGCAGUGCCUCCCCACCAGGAGCUGAAAACCAACUUGUGAACCAGCCAGAAGAGCUGAUCUCUUCGGCACCAUCCCUCCCAGUGCCUGAGAAAGAGUCCACAGGUACUUCAGGCUCUAGGCAGAGGCCUCAGCUGUCAAAAGUGAAGAGGAAGAAGCUAAGGGGGCUCUUCAGUUAACCUGUCACUGUCUCAACUGCUGAGGACGGACUUGGAGAAUGGUUUCCUCGUGGCACCUUGAAAGGAGCUCCCAUAGCAGCAGUAUCUCCGAGACAGUGUUAUAUAGUCAGAGUCCCCGCUCCAAGGGUGAAAUAGCAGGAGUUCAUGUGCACAGGCAUGGGUCCUGUUAACCCAGGGAAUCUUGGCUCACACCCAUUGGGCAUUGACCUUCCCUAUCCAAGUGGAAGCCAGCUUCUGAGAACCCCAUACCUUCCUCUCUUUUGUUGGAGGUUCUCCAGACCCAGGAUCCUCCCAUGGACUUUAGGUACAGAGGGCAAGUCAGCCAAAACGCACACAUGCUCAGGAAGCCUCAUAUACCUUUCUCAAGAGUCCCUUGCCAGUCCCAGGUGCUCCUCAGAGACGCACUUCUCUUUUAAGCCUGGAAUAAAAAAUCCUCUGCUUUCGA
Messenger RNA from Nyctereutes procyonoides (raccoon dog), 2025 nucleotides. It is a transcript of the gene NHEJ1, whose product is annotated as non-homologous end joining factor 1. The transcript has 8 exons. The record is from RefSeq and is a predicted model, not a curated record. Gene Ontology annotation, biological process: double-strand break repair via nonhomologous end joining. Gene Ontology annotation, cellular component: nucleus; DNA ligase IV complex. The coding region runs from base 681 to 1580 and encodes 299 amino acids. Gene Ontology annotation, molecular function: DNA end binding. NCBI's taxonomy places the organism in Eukaryota, Metazoa, Chordata, Mammalia, Carnivora, Canidae.